AUGUUCCACGCUCUUAGCCUGUUAUUCCGUGAAAGAGACACCGCGGUAAAGUAUUUUUUCCCCCAUCCAGUGAUUCGGCCUUACACUUUCAGCCCACGUCCCUCAGGUCUCAUCAUUCGAUCAGCGAGAACCGUAGCCCUCGUCGCUCCCUCCCCUCCCUUUGCUCUCGUUCCUACCGUCGCCUUUCUCUCUCACAUCGAUCCCGUCCCUCGCGAAGCUCUCGUCCCUCCGUCCCUCCCAUCCUUCCUCCCGUCGCCUCCGUUUAUCCUCAGUCGCUCCCAUCCCUUCUCUUGCCGUCCGUCACUCCCGUCCCUCCUCCCGUCCCUCACGUUCCUCCUCAAGUCCCUCGCGUCGCUCUCCGCCGCUCGCAUUCCUUCCCUCUUCACCUCUUCCCGUUCCCUACACUAUUCUACCCUCCGUGCUGCUUCGGCCCUUCCAAACGCGCAUUCCCCCCCCCCCUCCCCUCUCCCCCCCCCCCCUCCCCCCCCCCCUCAACGCACACUUUCCGCGCUUCCCUACGCGCAGAUCCCCCCCCCCCCCCCCUUACCUACGUGCAGUUUCCACCCUUCCCUUCGCGCAGUUCCCCCCCUUCCCUUCGCGCAAUUCCCCCUUCCUAUCCCUCACUCACACCCACCGCUCGCUCCCUUCCCUCUCUGCCUCACUUCCCCCUCGAAUAUCCCAUUCCCUUUCCCCCCCCUCCUUCCCUCCUCAAUCUGCCCCACUCUUCCCUCUAUUCUCCUCCUUUUACCCCUCCCCCGUCCCCUCUAUCCUACUCCUAUCCAUCACCUCUAUUCUCCUCUACUCUCUCCCUUUCCCCUUGUCCUUCCAUCCCACUCCCCACUUGCCCCUCCCUCCCUUUCCCCUUGUCCUUCCAUCCCACUCCCCACUUGCCCCUCCCUCCCUUUCCCUCCGUUUCCCCCCCUUUCCGGCCCUCCCUUUCCCCCGUGUCCUUCCCUCCGUUUCCCCCCUUGUCCCUCCACUGCUUUCCCCCAUGUCCUUCCCUCCGUUUCUCCCCUUGUCCCUCCCUUCCUUUCCCCCAUGUCAUGCCCUGAUCCCCAUGCCCUCGCCGACUUCGUUUCCCCUGCCCAUCAACCUAAUACCCCCCCCCUCCCCGUCGCGACCCCUUCCAUCGUCCUCCCCUCCACCCUCGCUUCCCCUCGCUUUCUCUUCCCAUCGGCAAAACACUGCUCCCACUUCCCUCCAUGCUGCUUCCCCACUUCCCCUCCCAAUCCCCUUGUCAUUCCUUCUGCUUCCCACAUGCCCAUUUCCCUCCACAUUCCCCUGCUGGCCUCCCUCAAUAUCCCUCCUCACCUCACUCGCCUUUCCCCUCCCCUCUGCUCUGCCCUUAUUCCCACUCCACUCCCCUUCCCUCCCUUCGAAUGUCCUCCCCUCUCUCACUGA
This is a messenger RNA of Closterium sp. NIES-65, 1401 nucleotides long. Lineage: Eukaryota; Viridiplantae; Streptophyta; Zygnematophyceae; Desmidiales; Closteriaceae. The record is from the annotation of a GenBank genome assembly.